Molecule: messenger RNA, 1259 nt
Organism: Mytilus trossulus (common blue mussel)
Lineage: Eukaryota; Metazoa; Mollusca; Bivalvia; Mytilida; Mytilidae
Exons: 8
Coding region: 58-1023 (321 amino acids)
Source: RefSeq, a predicted model, not a curated record
AGAUACUUAAAUCCUUCAACUGACGGCAAAGUAACUUUGCCGCCAAUUGCAAAUAAGAUGGAAAGGUAUCAGGACAACGGUAUCUAUUUAUGUACGGCGUCAAAUAGUGUUGUGGAUAGUUUCGGAAAUAGUUUGCAGACCGGGAAGAUCUUCGUGAUGACAAAUGGACCGCCCAUCUUUUUGAAAAACAUUGAACAUAAGCCGUAUGGUCAUCCAGGGAAACUAUACAAUUUAACAUUUAUUGUAUACAGUACCUCUGAGAUAGAAUCUUAUAAUGUUAAAAGUGAAAAUAAGGAAAUAGCAGCUUCCAUGCAGACGACACCUAUUAACAGUACUAUGGUAUUCCACGGAACUGAAAUAACUGUAAAAACCCUGAAAAUUGUUUUGAGCUUCAACAUAUCUAAUAAGUGUAGACGUCAGGACUAUACUGUAACACUGUGUAAUGGAUACACCAACAGUAGUUUUGUAGAAUAUAUAACACCUGUCCCGGGCGAUAUAGAAGAGACGAAAACUGGUGUAACAAAAGUUGCAAUACUUAUCUUGCCGAUAUUUGUGGUAAUGUGUGUCCUAAUUCUAGGAGGAGCAGUUUUCCUGAGAAGAAAAAAAAAUAGAAGAAUAUCGGAGGAUAUGUCAGAGUCAGAGUCGAUAGAAGGACAACUAGUGCCUAUUGAAAAUAUUGUGUAUCAAACUGCAACUCAGUCGGUAACUUUUCCACUCACACCUGUUCAAACAAGUGCAGAAGUCAUCGAAUAUAACCGCGGCUCAUAUGUUCAAGAACAGACGACGGCUCCAGCGACAGGACAGUUAAAUUAUGCAGAUGUUAUUUUCCCGCCAUCUACGACGCAAGCUAACUUGCAGAUCAUAGGCAUUGAAAACAGAACUGUAUACGCCGAUGUUACUGUUUCUGCAGGAGCCUCGAGUCUCGUCAGUUCUCGUGAUGUAACGAGUAGUGAUGAAGAAGAAGAAGACUUUGUUGAAAUGGAGGGUCUCAAGAAUUUUGUUGACAAAAGAAAAGAACAUUAAAUUUGCCUCGAUUUGUUAAAUGAAAUGUAUCUCAUUUAUUGUUACACGGUGUUUAAAAAUACUUUUGAAACUUUAUUAUGUAUUCAAUAUCAAGAAAUUUACAUUGUACUUUUGACUUUUCGUUGUGGAGAAAAAAAUUCUGAUAAAAACAGUUAAAACUCAAUUCAAGAACAGCUGAAGGUGCUUAAAACUGUUUUAAUUCAUUUUCGAUUUAUUUAUUGAUAUAUUUAUACAAA